This is a messenger RNA of Salvelinus sp. IW2-2015, 4502 nucleotides long. RefSeq names its product opioid-binding protein/cell adhesion molecule. Lineage: Eukaryota; Metazoa; Chordata; Actinopteri; Salmoniformes; Salmonidae. The record is from RefSeq and is a predicted model, not a curated record.
UGACGGGACGGUGUAGAAUGUAGAUAGAACAAUCACUAAAACUCGUGUAGCCUAGAUCCAAUCCCAAGAAAAUCCGCAUCUGUUGGAACGAGAUAAUCACGCAUUUGUCUUGUUUUUGCGCAUUUGGCACCGGUGGUUAAAGUUUUAUCACGUAAUCUCAAACGAAAUAGCUGAUUUGUGUUUGCUCUGCGUGCUAUCCACAACUGCGACUGUUAAUUUUCCAUGAAUGCGUGUACUGUCAUCAUCAAUAAGCAGCUCGACCAUUCCGAAAGGAAGCGCACAUAUUUCCAAUCUGCGAACUACAGAACAGAAUAGAACAGCCUGCACAUAUUGUUUUGAGUGCGCAGUAGGGAUAGCUAUACUCCUGCAUAUGCUAUGCUACACCUGGAAAGAAGAUUUGGAUUACCAGAUGAACUGUAGGCUAUUAACUAACCCGCGCUCGCUCCACCGGACAAAAUACGCAUUUGCCUUUUAAAUCAACGGACGCGUUGUGUGUCUCGACAAGCAGUGGGAUUUAUAAACCGAAGAUGGGUGUUUGUGGAUACUUUGUCGUGUCUUGGAAGUGCCUGGUGGUUCUGUCAUUCAGGCUGCUGUUUCUUGUCCCCUCAGGUUUGCCUGUCCACAGUCAAGGGGAUUCCCAAACCGAUAAUAAAGUAAUGGACAAUAUUACCGUCAGGCAAGGCGAGACCGUCUUUCUCAGGUGCCCACAGGGGGACAUCGUCACACACACGGCCUGGCUCAACCGGUCGAGUAUACUGUACGCCGGCGAGGACAAGUGGUCGGUGGAUCCCAGGGUGAGUCUUGUUACACUCAAUCAGGAGGAGUUCACCAUAAAGAUUGAAGAUGUGGACAUGACCGACGAGGGCCCAUACAUCUGUGCGGUGCAGACGAGCAGGAGACCGAGGACGACGUCAGUGCACAUCCUCAUCCAAGUGCCCCCCACAAUCAUCAACCUGUCGAAGGUCAUCGUGGUCAACGAAGGCUCCAACGUCACGCUGAUGUGCCAAGCCAGUGGCAAACCAGAACCCUCGUUUACCUGGAAACUCCUCUCUCCCUCAGGUGACCUGGCAUCAGAGGACGAGUACCUGGACAUCCCCAGUAUCUCCAGACAGAGAGCAGGGACCUACGAGUGCACCGCCGUCAAUGACAUCGCCACAGACGUCCAGACCGUGGAGAUCACAGUCAACUAUGCCCCCAGUGUGUCAGAGGGCAGAGACGUUGGCGUGACCCUUGGCCAGAGAGGGGUGCUGGAGUGCGAGGCGGAUGCAGUACCCGAGGCAGACUUCGAGUGGUACCGAGACGACAGAAGAGUUGUCCAUCCUCUCUCUUCAAGGAUCUUCAAUGGUUUUGACGGCAUGGAGAUCGAAGAUGCCGGGCAGCUCUCCAAGUUGACCUUCUUCAAUGUCUCUGAGGCCGACUACGGCAACUACACUUGCAUCGCCAUUAACAAACUGGGCAGCUCCAACACAAGCUUUGUCCUGUAUGAGGUUAUUGAACCCACUAGCUCAACACUAUUGCAAGGACCCGGAGCAGUGCAGGACGGGAACAGCGGCUCGAUGGGGAUGCAUGUACACACCUACACCUGUCUACUUCUGGCCAUCCUUCAGUUUCUGCUUAGGUUUUGAUGCAGUAGGCUUUCUGGCUUCCGAGUGGCAAGGUUGCGUGGUUUGUGUGUUUUCUCUCACCCGGAACCACAAACGUGAUGCACAUGAGUGCAUGGGCUACCCUAUUACAUAAUGUCAAACCGCUAAAAAGUAUUAUGUAACAUACACAUUUUUCUUUGUUAAUUUUAGGAGUUUUAAGGACAUAACAACAUUGUCGAUUUUUGGGUUUUGAUUUGUUUUCGUUUCCCCUCCCAUUAUGGUAUGAUUCCCAAAUGUUUCUUUUUGGGUGUGGUUUGUCUGUUAUUUACAUUUUAUUUAUUUCAGUUUCUACCGAGUGACAUGGUCAUCUUAGCCCCAAGAGUCUUAAGCGUAAAUCAUAGUCCAUUGACGUUAAGACGCGAUAGUCCGGCAUCCCAUUGUGACAUAGCUACACGGCUCUGAGACCACCAUCCGCGGGGAAGCACAGCCCGAAAGCGCACCUCCCAACAAUUCCCAACCAACGCAGCUCCGGUACGCGUCUUUUAUUCAUUUGAAUGUGGUGACGGUUGGAGAAAAAGCUUGAGAAUUUGAAAAGUAUGAAUGCCAAUAUUCCAGAACACUGCUGUGCGUAUGCGUACACAUUUUGGACUAUGAUAGAUGCUUUAGCCCCAAGAUUCUUAUCCCCAAGAGUUAAGUGUAUGAGGUGGAUGAAACAAACAUCUCAAACAGGCAGUGAAGCAGACGGACUGAAAUAACUCUAGGACAUAAAAGCCUGUUAUCAUGUUUUUUUUGUUGGUAUAAUUAUAAUUUAAACCUAUUUCUGAUUCUGACACAUUGACCAACCACAACAAUGGUUAAGAAGAAAUUAUAUUUUCUCAGCAUUGUCAAUUGUGAUAUUUUCAGUUGUUUGUGCUAUUCUAUCUAUUUGGGGGAUUUUAACACAUAUUUUGAAAGGGGUAAAUACAAUAUCAAAGCUGUAAUUGUGAUUAUUUAGGCAAAGAGCUUGUUUUUCCUCCCUUUUAGCUGGCACAAGUCUACACAAGGUGGUGUAAAGAAUGACUUAACUAGUUAUGAAUGGAAAGGAAGUUAUUUCCAUUUGUGUGGACAUCUAACUUAAAGUAAUGUAAUCUCUCACAAAUGUUAUUAAUGUCACUACAACUGGUUUUACCUUAAGAUACUUUAAGUUAUAAUGUAUUUACAUGGGUCAUUUGCACACUAGGGUCAAUUCUCAAGUAUUCCCGUCUCAACAGUGUUGGUAACAAAGAGGCUAAGGAGUAAGAUUGUGUCCAAUAGCAACUCUCUAUGGAUCACUAAGGGCAAAUUCUAACUUGCACUUGAAAGGAUACUUCGGGAUUUUAGCAAUGAAACCCAUUAUCUACUUCAGAUGAACUCACGGAUACCAUUUUUAUGUAUCUGCAUCCAGUAUGAAGGAAGUUAGGGGUAGUUUCACGAUCCAAUGCUAACUAGCUUAGUACAAUGACUAGAAGUGUAUGGGAUCUCCUAGCAUGCUAGCAGUUAGCAUGGACUUCCAGUCCAUGCACUAACACUAGUUAGCAAUUGUGCUAACUAUAGUUAACAACUUCCUUUAAACUGCUCACAGAGAAAAUGGUAUCCACAAGUUCAUCUGACUCUGGAGAAGUAGAUAAAGGGCUUCAUUGCCAAAAUCCUGAAGUAUCUCUUUAAGUAACAUGUUCACUUUGAUGCAUUGAUGUCAAUGGGAGACUUAGUGGAAAUUGGACUGAAGUGGAGGUUAGGAUUUGCCCCUAAAAGAGCCCAAAGACUUCUCAGCCAUUAGUUUCACAGUCAUUUUUUUUUUUUUGUUACAAAAUACUCUCUCAUAACCAAUAAGUAUUAAUUGUUUGGUUGUGUUGAACUGGUACAUGCAAAUGUACUGGAAUGUACAUGCAAAUGUACUUUGACUGGAAAUGCAAAUGUUUUACAUAUAUUGUCUCUCAAUAGAGCACAUAUACAUACAGUCCAUUAAUAUAUUAUAAUUUAGUGUUGUAUACCGGGUUAAAUAAUCAGGGCUGAGUUUGGAUUGAUUUGAAAUCAGGCAUAUAUUUGUCUCCUCUGUGACCUUGUCACCAAGGACACACUCAGGAGCUACAACAAUACUUCCUGUAACCUUUCUAUGUCUUAAAGGUAGACUCAACGUUGUGAAAUCAUCAUACACAGUGGGACAAUGUAUUGCUUGCUCCCAGAAAUCAACAUCUAAUCUGCCAGGGCUGUUACUAUUGGUUCUUCCUUAAAUGGGCAUGCCUCAGGGGAGGGCACAGAUUAAGAGUCAGUUUUGGCAGUUUUCUGUUGUUGAUGUCUGGAAGCAGGAGGUCACCAUGCCAUGUACGAUGAUAUCAUAUAGUGAAGUCUGCCUUCAAUAUUUUAUUCGCAAAUGGGGAGAAAGGGACACAUUUUGAUGUUAAGAAAUAUUUGACAUGUUAAUGGUUCAAACCUGUGGUGCUGCCAUCAGAAUAGGCCAUAUUACAGCAGAUAAUUGGGUGCAUUUAUCACAUUUCAAAUGGGUUAUGUCUGUGUGAGAGCUGCAUUGAUUUUACACUGAUUAGGAAUAUCACUUUAAUGCAUGUCAUGCAUGGUGCAAAAUGCAUCAGCGUAAUGGUUUGCACCCCAAAACCAUUUUUGAAAUAAAUACCACAUGAUUAUUACCCUUGUAAAAGAGGUCUUCAGACCUCCAUGGGAUAAAUAAAGGUUAAAUACGUUUUCUACUGUGGUGAUGGCAUCACACAUUUUUACUGACAAAACGGAUCCCAAUGCCUGUUGAAAGAUAUGGAAAUCUGGGGUUAACCUUAGUCUAUGGACGGAAACUAUAUCAUUAUGUGGACUUAAUGAAUUAAAGGCCAUGCUAAGGGUAGAUUCAAUAAAAGUGUAACUUUUUUUUUUGUUGCAGUUGUUUCAAAACAUAUG